Felis catus (domestic cat) is the source of this 1309-nucleotide messenger RNA. RefSeq names its product olfactory receptor 51I2. The coding region runs from base 86 to 1024 and encodes 312 amino acids. Lineage: Eukaryota; Metazoa; Chordata; Mammalia; Carnivora; Felidae. Gene Ontology annotation, cellular component: membrane. The transcript has a single exon. The record is from RefSeq and is a predicted model, not a curated record. Gene Ontology annotation, biological process: G protein-coupled receptor signaling pathway. Gene Ontology annotation, molecular function: olfactory receptor activity; G protein-coupled receptor activity.
CCCUGGCUUCUUGCCCUCUAGUAGGGGCAACUCUCAGAAGUCCCCAAGUUCCAAUCCUGAAAAGUGCCCUGGCCUCCCCCCGACCAUGGGACUGUUCAAUGUCACUCAUCCUGCUUCCUUCCUCCUGACCGGCAUCCCUGGUCUGGAGAGCUCUCACGCCUGGCUAGCAGGGCCCCUCUGUGUCAUGUAUGCUGUGGCCCUCGGAGGCAACACUGUGAUCCUGCAGGCCGUGCGAGUGGAGCCCAGCCUCCAUGAGCCCAUGUACUACUUCCUGUCCAUGCUGUCCUUCAGUGACGUGGCCAUGUCCAUGGCCACACUGCCCACCGUGCUCAGAACCUUCUGCCUCAAUGCCCGCAACAUUGCCUUCGAUGCCUGCCUGAUUCAGAUGUUUCUCAUUCAUUCCUUCUCCAUGAUGGAGUCGGGCAUUCUGCUGGCCAUGAGCUUUGAUCGCUAUGUGGCCAUUUGUGAUCCCUUGCGUUAUGCUGCCGUGCUCACCAAUGAAGUCAUUGCCAGAAUAGGCAUAGCUGUGGCUGCUCGGAGCUUCAUCAUCCUCCUUCCCCUUCUCUUCCUCUUCAAGAGGCUGCCUAUCUGCAGAUCCAAUGUUCUUUCCCACUCCUACUGCCUUCACCCAGACAUGAUGAAGCUGGCCUGUGCUGAUAUCACUAUCAACAGCAUCUAUGGAUUCUUUGUUCUUGUAUCUACCUUUGGCAUGGACAUGUUUCUUAUCUUCCUCUCCUAUGUGCUCAUUCUGCACUCGGUCAUGGCCAUCGCUUCCCGAGAGGAACGCCUGAAAGUUCUCAACACAUGCGUGUCACAUAUCUUGGCUGUGCUUGUGUUUUACGUACCGAUGAUUGGGGUCUCCACAGUGCACCGCUUUGGGAAGCAUGCCCCGCGCUAUGUACAUGUCCUCAUGUCCAAUGUUUACCUCUUUGUACCUCCUGUGCUCAACCCUCUCAUUUACAGCGCCAAGACAAAGGAGAUCCGCCGAACCAUUGUCCGUAUGUUUCGGCACAUGAAAACAUGACUUUCAUGCUUGCCUUUAAUAUCUGAUGUUGACUGUAGCCAUAAGUCUUCAUCUGUGGUGUCAUUGUCAUCAUCAUCAUCACCAUUGCCAUCAUCAUCAUCUUCAUAUCACGAACAAUGAGACAGAUUGUGUGGUGGGGGAAAAGUAAAAGAUCAGGACAGGGAGCUACACAAUUUGUACAUAAAACAUAUGAAAGUAUAUUCACAAUAUACUCAAUGGCAUUCACAGAAAAGUGAAAAUCAGGGACACUUGAAUGAUAUGACACAACUUGAAAGGAAGAUCCAU